Cucurbita pepo subsp. pepo (vegetable marrow) is the source of this 489-nucleotide messenger RNA. NCBI's taxonomy places the organism in Eukaryota, Viridiplantae, Streptophyta, Magnoliopsida, Cucurbitales, Cucurbitaceae. The record is from RefSeq and is a predicted model, not a curated record.
CUCCCCAUCUCCCUCUUCACCAAAUCAACCAACUUCCUCUGUUUCACUCUGUUUUGCUCUGUUUUACUCUGUUUUGCUCUGUUUUGCUCUGUUUCCGAUGGCCUCCAGAAGCUUCCUUGUUGUUCUUUUGCUCGUUGCCUUGGUAGCUUCUCCGGCAAUGGCGGGGCACCACCACACCCACUCGAAGUCGCCAGCGCCGGCGCCGUCCCCGGUCGUUUCUGAAGCUCCUUUGGCCCCUGCACCGUCCCCUGUUUCAGCGCCUGCACCGGCGGAGAGCGGCGCUGGUGUUAUUGGUACAGGAUUUGCUGGAUCUAUGGCUGUUGGUGUUGGGAUUUUUGCUGCUGCUUUGUUUUAGAUUAUGGUGGGAAUUUUGUUUUUUUUUUUUUUUUUUUUAUUAAAUUUAUAUUAUUCGAUUUUUGUUGUGAUUAUGAUUAUUCAGUUCUGAGUUUUAGAAUUUCAGUCUAGUGUGGAAAUAAAGUAUUUUUUUUU